AUGCGGCGACUGCUGAGCACGACCAAGCAGCACCGAAGCCAGCUCAGCCAGCACUUGAACCAGAACAACCCAACAACACCCCCCGACGAACAGGACUCCUUCCCAGGCCUCUUCCGACGAUGCGGCCAGCUCGGACGAGGGAUGGGCCUGAUGCGCAGAAUCAUCAGACCCAUCCUCAGCACACCAACAGCCACCACCACCCCACUCCAGAUCACCAUCAUCGAGGCAUACAUCGAAAACCUGCUCCGAUGGAACCAGCCCCACCGCGCAUGGGCACUCCUCACCCGCUUCGACUUCGGCGCACCCCUCACACCCAUCGCCGGCCGAUUCGCAGCACAGGCUCAGCGGAUCAGAACAGCCCGCCCCGCCUGGAAACCAAGCGACAGCGCACGCGAAAGCCUGCUGGCCAUCUACCUCAUCCGCAACCGCCCAGACCUCGCACUCGCAGCCGCCAACAACACCCACUCCUCCGACCAGGCCACCGCCCUCCUCAUCUGCGCACGAGCAGCCACUAACAACCCGCUCCCACCCCGCGCCCCGCCCCACGGCCCAAUCACCGCCGCCGUCCUCGCCAAGUACUUCUACCGCACAGAGGGCCCCGCCGGACUCACCAGAUGGCUCGAGCAGCAGCAGCCACAGAACCCCCCCAACCGACGCCUGCUCUCGGCCUGGCUCGACAUCCUGCUCCUGCCCACACAGCCAGCCCUCGAGCCGGUCGAGCUGGCCGGCUGGAUCCAGAGGCUCGACCAGCACGGCCUGCUCGGCGAACGCGAGCUCGAGAGCUACCUCAGAUACACCAGGCAGUGGCUCGAGUCGCAAACCAACUCCAGAAUCAAAUCCCUCAUCAACCACCACCACCACCACCCUCCUCACACCCCCAUCGCCAUCGAUCCUAACCACCCCAGCCUCGGCUAUCCCCAGCUGAUCGAGCUCAUCAAGAGAGUCUACCAGCCACCAUCAACAGACCAGCCACAUCACGCAAAGCCCUCGACCAUCGUCGUCUCCGAGAUGGUCCGGAUCUUCAGCCUGGUCGGAACCCCGCCAGAGAAGCUGGCAGAGCUCAUCGACCGCGAGGUGGCCGAGAACCAGAGCCAGCUCCGAUCCAGCCACAUCAUCGGCCUGGCCUGGAGCAGGAUCAUCAACCACGACCUGCCCGGGCUCCACACCCUGCUCGACCGGGAGAUCAAGCUCAAGUACAAGCUCGUCCUCACCGGCCUCCUCACCACCAUCAUCCUCGCCGCACUCAUCGCCACCCGCGCACCCAAGCCGAUGCUCAUCAAGAUCUCCCAGAAGCUCAUCGAGCAGUGUCCCACCACCAACAGCCAACAAAACCACUACCAAGGCCGGCCAGGAGAAGCUACGGAGAGCGUCGAGGGGUAUCUGGCACUCAUCAAGGCUGCCGAGGCCGUCGGCGACUGGAUCCUCAUCAAGGAGCUCCACGAGGCCCUGCUCGCCAGGUUCGGAAGAGAGGCCCUAUCGGCACCCGAUCGGCCAUUCUCAGUCGCCUAUCUCCAUCUGAUCUUCCAGGUCUACAUGAAGCUCAACGAGCCCCUGCUGGCCCAGAAAGAGCUCGCGCUCACCUUCGACCCUCUCCGCGACCACUAUCUCCAGAUCUCCUCCUCCUCGUCUCCUGACGAUCGUCCUGGGGGAGAAGAAGGAGAAGAAACAACACGCUUCCUGAGCAGCGGCGUGGUGCGCGACAGUCUCGACACGCAGACCGAGAGCCACCUGGUCCCCGACCACCAACGGUAUCGGGCGACGGAGGCCGACGAGCGGGCGGAGUACGCCAGGCUGGUGGAGAGCGUCCGGCGGGCGGCGCUGGUGAUCGAGAAGAAGCUCGCCGGCCUGGCCCGGCUCCGCAGGCUCUUCGCCCGCCGGGAGGAGGAGCAGGGGGCCGUCCAGGGCGAGAAGGGAGAGCUGGAGUGGCAGGCCGCAAGGCUGGCCGAGAUCGACGGCCGUCUGCACAAGUUCUCCCAGGCCCGCCUCCUCAACCUCGCCCUCCUCGCCCGUCUCAACCCUCUCACCACCCCUCCCCAUCCCGCUCCGGGCUCGGCCGAACAGACCCACCCGGAGAACCAAGGCCCCGGCCCCCGCGCCCCCCGCAAGGCUCGCAGAGACCUCGCGUGGAAUCAGGCCAUGCUCGUCGCGCUCGGCCUGCUCAAGAACCUGCUCGCCUGA
This is a messenger RNA of Puccinia triticina, 2178 nucleotides long. RefSeq lists its product as uncharacterized. Lineage: Eukaryota; Fungi; Basidiomycota; Pucciniomycetes; Pucciniales; Pucciniaceae. The record is from RefSeq and is a predicted model, not a curated record. The transcript has a single exon. The coding region runs from base 1 to 2178 and encodes 725 amino acids.